GACAUAUGACUGACAAUGUCUGUUCCAGGCAUGUUGACAGAUUUUAUACGAAUGCUGUAGAAUUUCGUGAUUUCUCUUUGAAUAUCGGUCAGCAACGGUACAAAAAUAACGGAACUUGCAGACUCUCAGACUCAGUGAAAAACCUGAAUUUCCUCAAAUCUGUGACUAGUGAAAAAAAGGUACAAAAUAAUGAACACCAAUAACUCAUAUAUAUAAACAAUAAUGAUAAUGAUACAAAAGUGUUAAUGUUUCUGUGAAUGAGGUAAAUAAUGGAUAAAAACAAGAAAAACGAAGACAUGGACAUUCCAAAUGUGGAAGGAAACUUACUGCAACAACCGAAAGAGGAAACAUUACCAACUAGGAACCCGCUAAUGAAAGUGCGGACUUACGUGCUUGCGUUACGGCCGUGGUCUCUCAGUGCAAGUUUACUGCCGACUUUGCUGGGGGCAGCGCUCGCGUACCGACUGCCCGGUGACAGUGGCUUCAGCUGGUGUACUUUAUUAUUGACUCUUUGUACAAUUAUUCCAGUUCAUGGGGCUGGCAAUGUGGUUAAUACAUAUUUUGAUUUUGUUAAAGGAAUUGAUAACCGAAAGUCAGAUGACAGAACUCUCGUGGAUCAUAUUUUGAGUAUAGAUGAGGUGGUCUCGCUAGGUGCUAUACUAUAUUUAGCUGGAUGUGCUUCAUUUGUACCGCUUGUAAUUUUAUCACCAGCCCGCAUGGAGCACUUAGCUCUAGUAUAUUUUGGUGGACUAUCUUCAUCAUUUCUAUACACUGGUGGUAUUGGACUUAAAUAUAUAGCUCUUGGUGAUAUUCUUGUUUUAGUAAUAUUUGGACCAGUAUCUGUUGUUUUUGCCUUUUUAGCACAGACUGGAAGAGUGGACUGGCCAAUAAUAUACUAUGCCAUACCACUUGCAUUGAAUACAGAGGCUAUUUUACACAGUAAUAACACAAGAGACCUUGAGACAGAUAGCAAAGCAGAAAUAGUAACAUUAGCAAUAUUGAUUGGGAGAACUGCAUCAUAUUUGUUGUAUGCAUUUCUACUAUUCAUUCCUUAUAUUAUGUUUGUGGUUGCAUCAGUGCGAUGUUCAUUAUGGUUUUUGAUCCCAAUGCUGACAUUACCAAGAGCUUUUGAAAUAGAGAGAAGGUUUAGAAGCCCUGAGACAAUGAGAUAUGUGCCUAGACAAACAGCAAGGCUCAAUUUUUAUUUUGGCAUGUUGUACAUGAUAUCUUGUUUGUUUGCUCACCGCCUGCCCUUCCUACUCCGAUGAAAUAUACAUAUAAAUCAACAAGUAAUGUACAAGGAUCAUGAGAUAUCACGUUUCCUCUUGAGCUUAUGACCAGAACAUUUUAGAAUGAAUGGAAAUGAACAUUUUAAAGUAGAACUGACCAGUCUUUAUAAUCAUGAUUAUGUAUUUAAGCAUUUUAUUUAUGUGAAUAGUAAUCUCUUAUAAAUACAACAGCAUGAUGAUGAGUAAUUUUGUCAAGAUGAUGACUUUGAAAUAUGUGUUAUUGUAAGUGCUAGCUAGAUUUAAAUACUAAAGAGUUUUUUGAACUCAAUGUGUUAUCAUAUUAUAUGCUAGAAAUUGGCUCUCCAGAUUAACUACCUACUACAUAGGAUAUAACUUGAAUCAGUUUCAGUUGGUUGACACUGGAUUGAUUGAUUCAGCCCCUUACAGGAGAAUGCUAUCAAAGCCUUUAUCUGCCUUAUAGUCUGAAAUGUAUCAGAAUAAAGGCUUAUUUGUCAAUGAUUACAUAAGUUUUAAUGAUUGACGAGUUUAAGAUUUUGGAAGGAAAAUGUCACCUUAAUUAUUUAUUGUACAGAUAUAAAUUAUCUGGAGAUUGAUAAACCAGCCUUUGUUAGAAAAUAGUAAAGUUAGAGACCAAAUAAUUUAUAUGUAACUUUUCCUUAAAAUCUCACCGGAAGUUGUGAGCUUAGUUCCAAGAUAUACUUUUACUAUAAUUUCUUUGUUAUGCAAGAAACAUAUCAUACUUGUAAAUGGCUUUGUUGUGAGUUGUUUAGUAUUGAGUCAUGAGAUCAGCAUAGUCACACGUAUAAUGGAUUGUUCUCUGACAAUGAACUGCCUUCUUACAAAUGCUAAAUUGUUCUUUUAAGGAAUACAAAAGCAGCACUACUCCAUAAAUUAUGGAACCUGAAUGUGAAUAAGUAAAGAUUUAAUCAUUAAAAUUUAAUAAUCUUGGUUCUGACCUUGUAACUUGCAUCUAUACUUUUCAAAUAAAUAUUAUCUACCUCUUAUUAUGUUUAAGAGCUAUUAAUGUUAGGGUUUAUAAGAAAGGAAUAUUUGUGGUUGUAGUAAUUUUGUAAUUUGAAUACAAUGAAAUCUCUUUAUUGUGAAUUGACAAUAAUUUAUUUAUUUAGCUAGAGAAAGAAUAAAAUUUAGUCAAAUAUAAUUCAUGGAUAAGUUAA
This is a messenger RNA of Helicoverpa zea (corn earworm), 2425 nucleotides long. It is a transcript of the gene heix, whose product is annotated as ubiA prenyltransferase domain-containing protein 1 homolog. The coding region runs from base 270 to 1268 and encodes 332 amino acids. Gene Ontology annotation, cellular component: endoplasmic reticulum; Golgi membrane. Lineage: Eukaryota; Metazoa; Arthropoda; Insecta; Lepidoptera; Noctuidae. The transcript has a single exon. The record is from RefSeq and is a predicted model, not a curated record. Gene Ontology annotation, biological process: menaquinone biosynthetic process; vitamin K biosynthetic process. Gene Ontology annotation, molecular function: prenyltransferase activity.